AUGUCAUCCUGCAGGAAUCUCCUUCAGUUCAGGCUCAAGAGGAAAAGCUCCACUCGGCCCGGUGCGAGAGGAGCGCCCUCCGGAGACAGCCACGGCCCAACUGGCUUCAACAGCCACGGUCCAACUGGCUUCAACAGCCACGGCCCAACUGGCUUCAACAGCCACGGUCCAACUGGCUUCAACAGCCACGGCCCAACUGGCUUCAACAGCCACGGCCCAACUGGCUUCAACAGCCACGGCCCAACUGGCUUCAACAGCCACGGUCCAACUGGCUUCAACAGCCACGGUCCAACUGACUUCAACAGCCACGGUCCAACUGGCUUCAACAGCCACGGUCCAACUGGCUUCAACAGCCACGGCCCAACUGGCUUCAACAGCCACGGCCCAACUGGCUUCAACAGCCACGGUCCAACUGGCUUCAACAGCCACGGCCCAACUGGCUUCAACAGCCACGGCCCAACUGGCUUCAACAGCCACGGCCCAACUGGCUUCAACAGCCACGGCCCAACUGGCUUCAACAGCCACGGUCCAACUGGCUUCAACAGCCACGGCCCAACUGGCUUCAACAGCCACGGUCCAACUGGCUUCAACAGCCACGGUCCAACUGGCUUCAACAGCCACGGUCCAACUGACUUCAACAGCCACGGUCCAACUGGCUUCAACAGCCACGGCCCAACUGGCUUCAACAGCCACGGCCCAACUGGCUUCAACAGCCACGGUCCAACUGGCUUCAACAGCCACGGCCCAACUGGCUUCAACAGCCACGGCCCAACUGGCUUCAACAGCCACGGCCCAACUGGCUUCAACAGCCACGGCCCAACUGGCUUCAACAGCCACGGCCCAACUGGCUUCAACAGCCACGGCCCAACUGGCUUCAACAGCCACGGCCCAACUGGCUUCAACAGCCACGGCCCAACUGGCUUCAACAGCCACGGCCCAACUGGCUUCAACAGCCACGGUCCAACUGGCUUCAACAGCCACGGUCCAACUGGCUUCAACAGCCACGGUCCAACUGGCUUCAACAGCCACGGUCCAACUGACUUCAACAGCCACGUUCCAACUGGCUUCAACAGCCACGGCCCAACUGGCUUCAACAGCCACGGCCCAACUGGCUUCAACAGCCACGGUCCAACUGGCUUCAACAGCCACGGUCCAACUGGCUUCAACAGCCACGGCCCAACUGGCUUCAACAGCCACGGCCCAACUGGCUUCAACAGCCACGGCCCAACUGGCUUCAACAGCCACGGUCCAACUGGCUUCAACAGCCACGGCCCAACUGGCUUCAACAGCCACGGUCCAACUGGCUUCAACAGCCACGGUCCAACUGGCUUCAACAGCCACGGUCCAACUGACUUCAACAGCCACGGUCCAACUGGCUUCAACAGCCACGGCCCAACUGGCUUCAACAGCCACGGCCCAACUGGCUUCAACAGCCACGGCCCAACUGGCUUCAACAGCCACGGUCCAACUGGCUUCAACAGCCACGGUCCAACUGGCUUCAACAGCCACGGCCCAACUGGCUUCAACAGCCACGGCCCAACUGGCUUCAACAGCCACGGUCCAACUGGCUUCAACAGCCACGGCCCAACUGGCUUCAACAGCCACGGCCCAACUGGCUUCAACAGCCACGGUCCAACUGACUUCAACAGCCACGGUCCAACUGGCUUCAACAGCCACGGUCCAACUGGCUUCAACAGCCACGGCCCAACUGACUUCAACAGCCACGGUCCAACUGGCUUCAACAGCCACGGUCCAACUGGCUUCAACAGCCACGGUCCAACUGGCUUCAACAGCCACGGUCCAACUGACUUCAACAGCCACGGCCCAACUGGCUUCAACAGCCACGGUCCAACUGGCUUCAACAGCCACGGUCCAACUGGCUUCAACAGCCACGGUCCAACUGACUUCAACAGCCACGGCCCAACUGGCUUCAACAGCCACGGUCCAACUGGCUUCAACAGCCACGGUCCAACUGGCUUCAACAGCCACGGUCCAACUGGCUUCAACAGCCACGGUCCAACUGGCUUCAACAGCCACGGUCCAACUGGCUUCAACAGCCUCUGGAAUCUUUAUCAGAGAAAAUCAAUGCACGGAAAGGUGUUGGCAUUAAAGGUUCUCACAGAGCGGUAUUUUAUUACGAGGUCUAAACUUCUACUUUUACUACAGUAG
Messenger RNA from Knipowitschia caucasica, 2169 nucleotides. The record is from the annotation of a GenBank genome assembly. Lineage: Eukaryota; Metazoa; Chordata; Actinopteri; Gobiiformes; Gobiidae.